CUACCAGGGCCGAAAUUGUAAAACUUAAAAAUCCCAACUUGAGAAACGGAUGGUCAAUGGAAAACGUGUCUGCACAAAAUGAAGAAGAAGUUGCCUCCCCGGAUGUCAGUGAGGUCAUAACCGAAGAGGAAGGAGAUGGAGAAGCGUUAGAAGAAAAAAAUGGAUCCCCGGAACACUCAGCUGAACCAAAAGUGCAUGAACAGGAAAAGGAAACUAAAGACACACUAAAGACAAAAGAAACAAAUGCCGAGACAGAAGCGGAAGAAGCAGCCAAAGCAGCUGAAUCAGCAAAAAACAAUAUUGUGGAUACUCUUAAAAAAUUGGGCAUGCCAACAGAACUUAAUAAAGCAAAAGAAUUCGCAGAAUCUGCUGCAACAAAAGCAAAAAACCAAGAAAGCAUAGCAACAGAAGCAGCCAAAGCAGCCGAGUCAGCAAAAAACAAUACUUUGGAUGCUCUAAAAAAAGUGAACGUGCCAACAGAACUCAAUAAAGCAAAAGAAUUCUCAGAAUCUGCUGCAAAAGAAGCAAAAAAUCAAGAAGAAAUAGCAGCAGAAGCAGCCAAAGCAGCUGAGUCAGCAAAAAACAAUAUUUUGGAUGCUCUUAAUAAGUUGAACGUGCCAACAGAACUUAAUAAAGCAAAAGAAUUAUCAGAAUCUGAUGCAACAGAAGUAAAAGAUCAAGAAAAAAUAGUAGCAGAAGCAGCGGAAGCAGCAGAAGUAGCAGAAGCAACUGAAGUGAAUGAAGAUUUAAAAAAGUUAGAAAAUGAAGUAAAAAAGCUAAAAAAUGAAGUAGAUAAGGCAGAAAAAGCUGCAAAAAAAGCAAAGAAACUACAAAUAAUGGCAGAAAUAGCAGAACAAGCAGCAAAGGCACAAGUAGCAAAAACAGAAGCAGAAACAGAACAAACAGAUGCAACUGCAGCAAAGGAAGUAGCAAUAAAAGAAACAGGUAAAUCGAACUCACAAAGUGAAACUAAAGCAAUUGAUAUGGCAACAAAAGAAGAAGAAGAAACAAAAAAAGAAGCAAAAAUAGCAAGUGAAAAAGCAGAUCAAGCAGCAAAAGAAGCUCAGAAGGAAGUAGAAAAAAAAAUUGUAGAUGCAGAAAAAGAAAUAUCACAGCUAGAAAUAGAAAUAAAAGAACUAGAAAGUAUCUUAAAAACAGUGCAAGAUCUAGCAUCUGAAGCAUCAAGCGCAUCAGAAAAGGCAAAAAAAGCAAAGCUCAAAACACAAAUAGCCGCAGAGCUAGCAAAGGCAGAGGAAGCAAAAAAAGAAGCAGAUAAGGCAAAGGUGGCAGCAGAAAAAGCAAAAGAAACAGCAGAAAAUGUAGCAAAGGCAUCUAAAUCAACAGAAAAGAUCACAGACGCGGUAAAAAAAGCCAUUGAAUUCGCGACGAAGGCGGGAGAAGCAACCACAGAAGCAGAAAAGAAAGCACAGGAUGAAGUACCUUCGGAAGAACAAAAACUAAAGGAAUUACUGCAGUCAAUCAAUGAGAAGGCAGAAUCCGCAUUACAAGCAUCAAAGGAAGCCAUAAAAGCAAAAACGGAAGCUGAAAAUUUUCUAGAAAUAGCAACGGAAGUACCCAAAGCAGAAGCAGCAAAGGAAGAAGCACAGAAGGCCGCAACAGCAGCGGAAGAGGCAAAAGCAGAAGCAUUAAAAAUAGCAGAAGAGGUAAAAAAAUCAGAAGCAACGGAAGAUGAAAAGAAAAACAUAGAAACAGCAGCGAAUGCAACAGCUGAUGAAGCACAAAAAGCGGCAACGUUUGCAAAAGAAGCAGCAGACGCGGCAAAGGACACAAACGGAGCAGUAACGUUAGCGGUAGCAAAGGAAAAUGUAGAGAAGGCAUUGAAAGUAGCCAACGAAGCAAAGAAGGCAAAAGAAAAAGCUACAUACGCAUUGAUGAGGACAAAAAAGAAAUAUGUACUUGAACCACUGGAAAUAACAUCAGAAGAAGGAAAUAACAUAACGGGAAAGGAAGAACAAGUAAAAGAAGAAAUCGAAGAACAGGAAGAUAAGGGUAAUGACGAAGAGGAGGAAGAUGUAGAGAAGACAGAUCAAACGGUGAUAGACGAGGUAGAUAUAAAUGUGGAUAAUGACGAAGAAGAGGAGGGAACAGCGGAAGAGCAAGGCGAAGAAGAAGGAGAAAAAGACACUACAGAAAAAGAAAUUAAAGAGGAACAGGCAAGUGGAGAAAAAAUAUUAGAUGAUAAAGAAGCUCAUAAAACACUCGCAGGGAACUUCAAAGAAUCUAGUCCUGCGAAAACGGAAGGAGCCGAAUUUUUGAAAACUUUGAUUAACGAUGUUGGGGAAGACACGCUUAAAAAUUUGCAACAAGAUUUGCAUCAAUAUUUUAAGGGUAACUAA
Molecule: messenger RNA, 2357 nt
Organism: Plasmodium cynomolgi strain B
Lineage: Eukaryota; Apicomplexa; Aconoidasida; Haemosporida; Plasmodiidae
Product: merozoite surface protein 3
Exons: 1
Biological process (GO): signal transduction
Cellular component (GO): membrane
Source: RefSeq, a predicted model, not a curated record